Solanum verrucosum is the source of this 1296-nucleotide messenger RNA. RefSeq lists its product as uncharacterized. Bases 45 to 1133 code for a protein of 362 amino acids. The transcript has 2 exons. NCBI's taxonomy places the organism in Eukaryota, Viridiplantae, Streptophyta, Magnoliopsida, Solanales, Solanaceae. The record is from RefSeq and is a predicted model, not a curated record.
AUGCUAAAUUAUUGAUGUUCUAUUCAUGCAGAUCUGUUUAGGAAAUGGCGAAAGGGACCACAGGACGACGUAGGAAUGGUUCUCGACGAUGCAGGGCCACCCCAUACCCUUUGCCAUCUGCUAACCAUUCUGAACUUGUUCACCAAAAGAAAUGCUCUAAAAUCUUUGAGAAGAAAGACUGGGAAGAUGCAACAUGUUCUGUAUGCAUGGAAUAUCCCCAUAACGCUGUGCUUCUCCUGUGUUCCUCUCAUGACAAAGGUUGCCGCCCCUACAUGUGUGGAACUAGCUUGCGCUAUUCUAACUGCCUCGAUCAGUACAAGAAAGCCUACACUAAAGCAAUACUGCCAGAUAAUAAUCAACCUGUGCAGGGUGAUAAUGAUACUCCAACUGCUGAACCAUUUUCUACUUUGCCUUCUGAGAAAAGCGAGGUCUCAGAAGUUGCUUGCCCACUAUGUAGAGGCCAGGUGAAGGGAUGGACUGUGGUUGAACCUGCUAGAGAAUAUCUAAAUUCGAAGAAGCGUAGCUGCAUGCAGGAUGAUUGCUCGUUUGUUGGAAGCUACAAGGAGAUACGAAAACAUGUUAAGGCAGAGCACCCCUGUGCUAGACCACGUGAGGUAGAUCCUCUUCUUGAACAAAAAUGGACAAGGCUUGAGAGGGAACGAGAGAGGGAUGAUGUUAUCAGCACUAUAACUUCUUCUAUGCCAGGGGCUGUGGUUUUUGGUGAUUAUGUGAUAGAAGGAAGUCAUUAUGGUUUUGAUUCGGAUGAUGAAGAGGGUUUUGAUGCGAAUGAGAUGAUGAAUGGGAAUGAAGGUUUUGGAAUGGGCAUCGAUCGCAACUUGAUGAAUGUGUUUCUGUUUUUGCAGGCUUUUGGUUCAGCAGGGAAUAUUGGGUCAAAUCGGGUUAUGAGGCGGCACGAGAGAGACAUAAGUGAUACUUUGGAUAGAGGUGCUGGUGGAGUUGACCGAAACCUCCCAAUUGGUGGUUUUGAGUACUCUGAUGAUGACAGUGACAAUAGUGGGGACGAUAAUGAUGAUAGUGGUAUGUCACUAGUUGGGCGUCUUCGUCGUGAAGGUAGAGUCCUCUUGGGUCGCUCUGGGAGGAGACGAAGACGUAGAGAGGCCAACGCAGAUUGAUGUUUGAUACAUGGUAGAUUGUAGGAUGGCUCAGAAAUAUUGGCGGGCACUUGAAGAAAGCUCAGUUUCACUGUGAUUUGUAGUUUGUAAUUUCCUUAUUCUGUCUUUUGAACAUUUAUCUGUCAAUUCUUGUAUUAAUGCAAUUUCUGAUGUACAUUUUUCA